Portunus trituberculatus (swimming crab) is the source of this 7000-nucleotide messenger RNA. Its product is annotated as titin-like. The transcript has 3 exons. The record is from RefSeq and is a predicted model, not a curated record. The coding region runs from base 502 to 6873 and encodes 2123 amino acids. NCBI's taxonomy places the organism in Eukaryota, Metazoa, Arthropoda, Malacostraca, Decapoda, Portunidae.
AAUACUCGUGUGUGGUGGCGGCAGCGGCGGGUGUUGCAAGUCUUGUGUGCCAGGAACCUCCACAGCUCCAUCCACCUCUCGCCGCCAUCACCGCCUCCUUCAGCUGCUCUCCCGCCCCCUUGCACUCCUAUGUAGCAUGUCCUCACGCUCCUGUUCCUCCUCCACCUUCACAUCCACCUCUUUACUCCUUUUCAGCCCUGCCAUACAUAACUGAGCUUCCGCCAUCACACUCCUCAUGAAAAAGAUGCUACGAAUCUGAUGCAAAAAAAGAAAAGAGAGUACCAGUGAACAAAGUGAUUGCAAAACGAAAGAUUCAGUGAUUUUAAAAGCUUACAGAAAAAGAAAAGUUAAGGUGAAGGGGGGCGUGAGAACAGUCAUUCUGGUGACCGAAGGAGGACUGAAAACUACGCAAGCUUAGAGGAACGCCGAGGGAGGAAGAGGUGGAUUCACUGCCCGGCUCCUCGCUGCUCCUCCGGGAAAUGUGACCAGUUGCUGCCCGCCAUGUCUUCCUUUUGGAGCAACGUGACUGGUCGCGGCUCUGGGGACAAGCCGCCUUCAGGCAGAUCCCGUUCCGUGUCCCGCAGCAAGGACGUCGAGGCCCCGAGAGGACGACCCGCGACUCGAGAACGACCUCAGGACAACUCCCGCGAGGAUGACGACCCCGAGAAGCACGCCGCAAGGAACGACGAAGAGGAGGGUGACGGGUGCCUCAACAUGUCCCGACUGAAGGAGCAGGUGCUGGGGCGGGGCGGCGGGCGGGGCGUUCUGCGGGUGGGUAUCUUGCCUGCCUUCACCCGUGCAGGACGCACCGGCUCGCUGCCUCACCCUAAGCGCCAGCCGUCCAACGAACCAACAUCCCUCUCCACGCCCACGCCACCGCCCACGCCCACUAAUGAUCACCAGCCGCCAGUGCCGGACUCUCCCAAACCCAAGGUGAAGGGCGUAGGCAGGAAGCGUGCCGCCUCCGCCUCUCCGACACGAGACAAACGACGAUCUUUCAGAGGAAUAUCACGUGACAGGCUGCCGGCCUUCCCUCACCUGCCCCACCUGCCGUCUCUGCCGCCUCAGCUGCGGAACAUCCUGCACCGCGGAGGAGGUGGGGCGGGAGACGGGCACAGUGCAGAGGUGCCUAGUCCCAACAAGCCCACCAGGAGGCCUGGACCAGUGGGACGAACCUGGGUCAAGGUGUAUGACGAUAUCACCUUUAUGGAUGAACACGACGAAGACAUGUACCCCAUGCUGGGAUACACAGGACACCCAGCCGUGGUGCCUGAGGCCUCGCCUCUGCCAACACCGCCGACACCACCACCUCCCAGGACUGGCCAGCGUCGCUCCUCAACCGCCAGUGAAUAUGAUAAUGUCCCUAAGGAGGAGUACAUCCAUGAACCCGAGGUGCUGGGGCGUCGCAGUCCCUCCCCCCAGCCGCCAGCCCAGGGUGAUGAGCCACAGCCUCCCACGGCUCAAGCAGAAUCUCAAAAUACAGUUGGUCAUGGACGUGGACGAGACCGAUUUCGAGGCAAGAGGCAAAAACGAACCGGGACUCCUGUCAGGGUUGGUAGCGAGGAAGAAAAGGAGCCUCAAGAUGACAUCGAUGCAGCUGUCCUUGCGGCACUGGAGGCUGAGAUCAUUGUGACACCUAAGGAGGAGGAUUACAUCAUCCCUCAGGCCUUGCAGCCACCGAGGCCACCCAGGGGACACAAAACGUACGAUCAAUUGGAAGUGCUUUCCAAAACAGACUCUCCCUCACAGCAGGAAGUCUGUGAGGAACCACGUAAGCCACGUCGAGGAGUGAAGGUUUACGAUGAAUUGAUCUUCCGACGCCAACACCAACUUGGAGUCGAUACAAAUACUCUUCCUUCUUUACAGUGUGAAACUGUGACACAACAGGAGGCUGUGCUGGAGCAAGAAAUUGUACCGCAACAGUCUGUGACGCAACAGGAGAUUGCACCACAGCAGGAGGCCGCGAAACAAGAAGAGACUGUAACUCAAGAGACUGUGACACAACAAGGGGAUGUGAUGCAGGAAGAGGUUCCGACUCAGCAAGAAGCUGUGUCCCACGAAAGUGAUGCUGCAGCGAAGGCGGCAGUGACUCAGGAACAGGUGAAUACAAGCAAAGAGGCAGAAGAAGUGACGGAAGCUCCAAGACAGGAGGAAGAGCCACCGCGUCCCCGGCGAGGCAUGAAAUUGUAUGACACUGUUGAAAUGCGUCGCCGCGCACCAACACAAGAUGUUUUGCAGAUCAAUAAGGAAGAACCAGUUACAGAAGUUAUUUGUCUAGACGAAACUACAGACGAUACAGGAAAUAAGGCCACUGCUGAGGAACCACAGCGCCCAUCGCGAGGUCAUAAGAUCUAUGCGUCGUUAAUUAUCCAGCCUCGCUCAGAUGAGGAUGAGACGCAGGUGGCGGAGGUCACCCUCAAGAACGGUGCCCCCGUCCCUCUCACUCCUGAGGCAGACACCGGCGAACCAUCAGUCCUUCCUGCGGCAGAAGUUAAGGCUGACUCUAAGGAAGUUGAGAACACGGGCGGGGAGCAGCAAGAGCAGCAGCAGCAGCAGCAGCAGCAACAACAACAACAACAACAGCAACAGGGGGAGGAGCAAAAGAUGCAAGAGCAGCAGCAGCAUGAGGAACAGAUGCAACAACAGCAGAAACAAGAGGAACAGGUGCAACAACAACAGCAACAACAGAAGCAGCAGCAGCAGGAGCAACAGAUGCAGCAAAAGGAGCAGCAGGAGCAAAAGGUGCAGCAAGAGGAGGAGCAACAUGUGCAACAGCAGCACCAGGAGCAGCAGGAGCAGGAGCAACAGGAACAGCAACAGCAGCAACAGCAGGAGGAACAUGUGCAACAGCAGCAGCAACAACAACAGCAGCAGCAGCCUAUCGAGGGGACUGUGCCUCCAUAUGCACGCGUUCUGAAGGGCUCCGGUACUCGAGAGCUGCGGCCAAUGGUGCCCUCUGAUGACGACGAACCCCCGCCACCGAUCCCACCCAAAAAGAAAGGUUUGAGGGCCAUUACACCACAGCUGGAUGCGGUGCUUCCACCCAGGCCGCCUCGUCACCUCAAGCCGCGUGUCACCACAUCAAUACUCAUGGUGAACGGCGAUGCCUUGCCCGCGCGUCCUGCCCGCGGCACCAAGAUAUAUGAAUCUGUAAAGCCAACCACCCCCACAGUGCCGAAGCGAUACUCCAAAGUGGUUCGUAUCGAGGACUUGGAUGAUGUGAGUACCCACCCGCCCCCGAAGCCCUCCAGACAUGUCCUACAUCCGCCCCGCAGACGCAGAAAAAAGCAGGAGGUUCACAAGGAACUGGAUGGGGACGAGCAGCAGACGGUGACAGCGAGGUUCACCCUCGACCCUGGCAAAGCCACCCAGGUAACAUUUACGACCGACCAGCAGGACAACUACGAGAAUAUCACGAUGAGUGGAGGCUGCCCACAGCCAGCCACACGCAAUCGUAACCGUCCCCUCCCUCCUCCCCCGCCCCCUCCUAAGAAAGGCAGGAUUCAACAACGUUACAAACAACAACAACAACAACAACAACAACAACAACAAAGUGGAGAGUCUCGUGUCAAUGAGAACGGAGUCACGGCAGCAAUAUCAGGUGGCGAGGUUGGCAGCCCUGAAGGGGCGGGCCCGACCCUUGGUGAACACCACCCACCCAGUCGUCCCGCGGCUCCGGGCCGAGUAGCAUCAAAACGCCGCGGAGCAGCCAGACUUCAAAACGACAUAAACGAAAACUUGAAAACAAUCGAGUCAUCCUUUGCUACUCUCGAUACUGUGUUAAAGUCACUUCAGACCUACUCUCGUUCCUCUCCGCCCCGGACAGUGGUGAAGGGUUCGAGCGAGCAGCCAUGUGAGGAUACAGCGCCCGCCCCCGCCGUGACACAACCAGCUGCUACGCAAGCGGUACUAACAGCGUCACCAACUGUGAGUAAAAGCGACGAGGCAGCGACACUGACAGACGUUAGUACAAACAAUGUUACUGGUGCUGCCUCCCAACAGGUGACACUCGACUCGAGCAUAUUUGACCAAGUGCAACACGUCGAGGAUCGGACAGUAAGCAAGGAAACAGGUGUGGCUCAAAGUUGUCAAAGUGACGCAGUAAAUAACAGAUUAAUACCGCAACCAGGAGUGUGUACCGAAAGUGUGGAAAGUAAAUCUGUGAAAGUAGAUGAUCUGCCUCAGGAAACUGACAGAUUGAAGUUGAAAAAAGAAUCAAGUAGUCAAGGUGUUUCUGAAAGCAGUGAAAGAGGACUUGUGGAUGCUCAAAGGAUUUCUGUGAGUGUAGAUAGUGAUGCGAAAGAUUUUACGAAAGAAGUGAAAGACAAUGAAGUAACAAGUGAAAGCUCUGUAAAAGAUCCAGAAAAAGUUGAAACUGUGCCUCAGACAUCAGUAAAGUUCCAGGAAGGCAAGACUCUGUUCGAGACUGCAGUGAAAAUUGGAGACGACCAAGGCAGUGCAGAACAAUCAGCUGGUAAAAGUGACGUACAGACCCAAGAAACGUUGUCGCCAGUCACAACAGGCGCUCAUAAGCCCGAUGUUAGUGAACUGCCAACACAUCAACAGCUUGACAGCGCACAUUCUGAAAAGCCUCAAAAGCCCACACAACAACCUGAAAGCAUUCAGCAGCCUCCACAACAAGUCGAGAGCCCUCAACACCCCGAUAGCUUAACCAAAGAUCCAGAGAAGGUUGUGACAGUUCCUCAGACUUCAUUGAAAUUUGAAGAAGGAAAGACACUGUUUGAGACAACAGUGAAAGUUGGUGAUAAUCAGCCUGAGAGUCCCCAACAGUCGUCAGAAAAGCCACAAGGUACUCAACAGUCUGGUGAAAAGCCUGAGAGCCCAGCUUUAUCUUCAAAAGACAUCAAAGACUCUGUAAAAGACCCAGAAAAAGUUCAAACAGUACCUCAGACCUCACUCAAGUUCCAGGAAGGCAAAACUUUAUUUGAGACUGCAGUGAAGAUUGGAGACGAACAAGGCAGUGCAGAAGACUCGGCAACCAAGAGUGACGUGCAGAUCCCGAAGCCUUUGUCGCCAGUAGAAGGUGCCCAAGAGGCGGGAAGUUGUCGACAACCUGAUAACACCAAAGAACAGCCUCAGCACCAGACUGAAACCCCAAAACAGUCUGAUCCAAUUGCUAAAGAUCCAGAAAAGGUACUAGUAGUCCCCGAGACUUCGCUUAAAUUCCAGGAGGGGAAGACAGUUUUUGAGACAUCAGUGAAAGUUGGUGAGGAGCAGCCUACACAGCAGCCUGGAAGCCUUCAGUUGCCUCCGCAGCAAACUAAAAACAUUCCUCAAGAAGAAGAGAAGACUCUAAGCCAUGAGGAGCCUUCAAAGGACACCAAAGAAUCCAGAAAAGAUCCAGAAAAGGUUCAAACAGUACCUCAGACGUCACUAAAGUUCCAGGAAGGCAAAACUUUAUUCGAGACUGCAGUGAAGAUUGGGGACGACCAAAGCACUACAGAACACUCAGCUGGCAAGAGUGAUUUGCAGACUCCAGAAACGUUGAUACCAGCCAAUAACCCUGAGGAUGAGCAGCAGCCAACACUGCAGACACCUGAAAUCUCUCAACAGCCCGAUCAUUCACCCAAGGAUCCUGAGAAAGUUCCAACUGUUCCUCAAACUUCACUGAAAUUCGAGGAAGGGAAGACACUUUUUGAAACCAGUGUUAAAGUUGGUGACGAUUUGUCUACGCAACCAUCAGAAAGCCUUCAACAAGCUCCGGAAAAAACGAAAGAAUUUCAGCAGCUGCCACAAGAGCCUGAAAGCACUCAGCAGCCUCCACAACAGCUUGAAACGGCACAACAGCCCGACUGCCUAAACAAAGAUCCAGAGAAGGUUGUGACAGUUCCUCAGACUUCAUUAAAAUUUGAAGAAGGAAAGACACUGUUUGAGACAACAGUGAAAGUUGGUGAUACUCAGCCUGAGAGUCCUCAACAGUCGUCAGAAAACCCACAAGGCCCUCAACAGUCUGGUGAACAGCCUAAAAGCCAUGCUUCGCCUCUAAAAGACACCAAAGACUCCAUAAAAGACCCAGAAAAAGUUCAAACAGUACCUCAGACCUCACUCAAGUUCCAGGAAGGCAAAACUUUAUUUGAGACUGCAGUGAAGAUUGGAGACGAACAAGGCAGUGUAGAAGACUCUGCGACCAAGAGUAACGUGCAGAUCCCGGAGCCUUUGUCGCCAGUAGAAGGUGCCCAAGAGGCGGGAAGUCAGCAACUUGCACAGCAGCAGACUGAGAGUCCAAAACAGCCCGAACCAGCUGUUAAUGAUCCUGAGAAUGUCCCAGUAGUUCCUCAGACUUCACUUAAAUUUGAAGAAGGAAAGACACUUUUUGAGACAGCAGUGAAAAUUGGCGAUGAUCAAGAUGGUGUUCAGCAGGCCUCGGUGAGCAGUGAAGCUGAGCAGGAAACAGAAGCUGUUGAAUCACAGAGUGGUUCGUCUGCUCAGACUAAGGGGAAGACUGUGUUUGAGACACUCUUUCGGGUAGAGUCCAUCAAGCGAUCCAAGACUACUGAAACAGUCGCAGAGGGUGAAACCUCGACUGACCACCGGAAGGAGCUGGGAUCAGCGGAAAUUAGUAGCGGCGGCGCUGCAGGGGAAGCAGAACAGCUCGAACGUGCGGUCGGCGAGGAGCAGCCACCUAUCAAGGAGCUGCAGGAGGGCGUGGCAGACUUAGCCUCCCGCCUUCAAGGUAUUCGUUCCACCCUUGAGAGUGCCAUCUGCAAUUUCCCUCCUGCACUCACCCCAGUCCCAGUGCUGGCCUCUGCCUCACCCACGCCUAACACUGCUGAAGCCGCUGCCCCGCCUACUGAGGAGCGUCCCGCCAGCCCCGCUCACACUCACCACCUCCCGUGCAGUAAAUCUGAAUGAGGAGAUCCUGAGUGACCUCGAAGUACGCAUCGCAGACUGGGAUGGACGCAAGAAGAUUUCAGACGUCAUCGUGCGCAAGGGGCCCUUCCUCAAACUCUAUUCAGCCUACAUACGAGAAUUUCAGAAC